AUGUUAAAAUUUUUAAAAUAUAUUGAUGAAAAUAAAAAAGAAAGAGGUCCUUGUUAUAUGUGUAGUAAUGGGUAUUUAGUUCAAGAGGUGUUAAAUAUUUCAGUUUUAAAUAAUAAUAGAAAUAUAAACUAUUACACAACAAUAAAUGAUAAAUCAACACCUCCUAUAAGCAAUAUUAAUGUUAAAACUUUAGAUAUCGACUAUCUGCACUAUUCACAAUAUAUAAAAAAACAUUUCAAUUCUUAUUCACCAUAUAUCCCUCAUUCAGAAGAAAUAUUAAACCUACAAAAAAAAAUAUUAGAUUGUAAUGAAAAUGAAAUAGAACCAAAUGAAAGAACUCAAGCAGCAUCUCUUCUUUAUUUAUUCGAAAUAUCCAAAAAUAAAACACCAUUGAAAUGUAAUAUAGAAAUCUUUGAAAAAAUAUGGAAACUAUCAAAUGGUUUUACACAACUAAAGCUUCAAUUUGGUUUAUCAACACUUUAUUUAUUACCCAAACUAUAUGACGAAGUUAAAAAUUUUGUAAACACACUUAAAAAACUAGAAGGAGAGGGAUUUACAUUUACCAAAGAUGGAAUUUCAAAUGAUGUAAGAACUGCAACUAUAGUUUCUUUAGCUUAUGAAACAUCUGCUUUUUUGGGUAUGUGGGAAGAUAUGUUAUAUUUAAGGAAUAAAAUGAACGAUAAAUUACUUGACAAAUCAGAAUCACCAAAUACAAAUUUCUCUUCAUUUAAAAUAGACUCAAUUUAUAAAAUCAUUUCAAACCAAAUUCCUCAUUCUCUUUUUCAAGAAUCAACAAUAGAUAUAAAUAAAACAAGUGAACCAAUAAAUGAAAGUGAAGUAUAUCCUUUUAAAAUGUACGAAAUAAAAGAAAAAGGUUUAAAAAAUCCUAAACUGGUGAAUAUUAAUUAUGAACUUGAAAUUUUCGAUCCAAUAUUAAAGAAGAACCAAAUAUUGCUAGACCGAUUCAAAAAUUCAAACUACUCGAUUCUAUAUAAUGAAAAAGGAUCACUAUUAAUUAUAGGCAAAGCUGUAAAACUCAUUUUCAAUAAUAUUAUAUAUGGUGGCAUUAUUGACUAUCAAUCAAAAACAUUAAAAAUAUAUUCAGGCGAAACCAUUCUAGGGGAUAAUCAUACCUAUGAAUCCCAAUUUGAUUGCAUUUUUGAAAGCGAAGAUCUAACCAAAUCUAUCAAGCUUACUGGUACCCACAGAAAAUUUCAAAUAAAUAAAAACCAAAAACUAUAUAUCGAUACAGAAUGCUAUAUUCUAUUCGAAAACAAAAAUUAA
Dictyostelium purpureum is the source of this 1284-nucleotide messenger RNA. RefSeq lists its product as uncharacterized. Lineage: Eukaryota; Evosea; Eumycetozoa; Dictyosteliales; Dictyosteliaceae. The transcript has 4 exons. The record is from RefSeq and is a predicted model, not a curated record. The coding region runs from base 1 to 1284 and encodes 427 amino acids.